AUGCAUUCUCUUUUUCUCGUUUCUCCAAAUAUGUACUUCGAAAAUCCUAAUAUAUCCAACAAUGGUGCUGAUCGUGAACGAAAGGCAAAGGUUCCACUUUAUCUUCGUAAGACCAAGAAUCUUGAGUCCUUUUGCACAAUGUUUCUCUCCUUCAAGAACCUCUGCAAACAUUGGAGUCUCACAGGCAAUACUAAUGCCAUUGGUGCUCUCGAGUUCGCUCUCUUUGAACAACAUCUUGGCGGCAAUGCCCUCCAUGAGUGGCAAAUCAUAUCAAACAACGCGCCAAGUAAUUCGGUCGCGCAAUUCAAGAAUUCUGUUGACACUUUUAUUACCAGGAUGUCAGCUGGCAAAUCUCCACGGAACAACGCAAGCUCAUUUCUCAAAUCUCCGGCAGUCAGAAAGACUAUGAAAACUGAUGUUUCUGAACACAUUCGGCGACUCGAACUUCUAUGUUUUUAUCACGACAUGCUUCCGGGAACAUCUCAAAAGCUGGAUGAAACUGACAAUAUUUCUGUACUGGCGAAAAAGACGAUCAUCUACAAAUCUUUUCCCAAGCAAUGGCAAGAUCUACUUUGUCAACAAAAAGGACCGAUUGAAGAUCCUUCCAUCACAGUAGCAAUAAUGGAAGAAUACUUUCAAGCUACUACGAUCCGCAUGGACAACACCCUUGCUGCAAAGGAACGACCUUAUCCUAAGUACCAGAAUCAAGGACAGCAGAAUGGUGGAAAUCGUUAUCCACCAAGACCUACGAACAACUAUCAAGGAAGACCAAGUGGCAACAACCAAAACCAGCGUCGUUUUGGAAAUCAAGCUCCAAACAAUCGAGCUCCCAACAACAGACCUCCAGGAAACUCUCAGGGAAGAGGUUUUCAAAAUCAUCAUUAUGCUGAAUCACAUUUCAAUCAAGAAGCGGGAUGCUUCGUUCCGGAUGGAACUGUCCCAGUAGAGGACCAAGGCGGAAUGCCUCAAGGCGGAAUGCCUCAAGGUGGAAUGCCUCAAGGCGGAAUGCCUUCUGCCGUAGAGCAGCAUGCUGAAGAUCAGCCAGAACAAAAUGAUCAAUACUUUGUCCAAGGCCAAUUUGUUCAAUUGUAUGAACAAAAUGAGAAUGCAUCCUCCUCCUGA
Cylindrotheca closterium is the source of this 1122-nucleotide messenger RNA. NCBI's taxonomy places the organism in Eukaryota, Bacillariophyta, Bacillariophyceae, Bacillariales, Bacillariaceae. The record is from the annotation of a GenBank genome assembly.